CCUGAGUCGUCUUCCUCGCAGAGUCGCAGCCAAUUUGCAGACUCGCAAAAUUUCUUCCGGUUCAGAAGUUUCCAGAUCUGGCUCGCCUGGCCACGCCUUGCAACGCUCCUUACGCCUUCCCCGCGCUAAACGUGCAACUCGCGAAACAGCUGACCGCCUCGGGCGAUUUCCUGCCGCCUCGCUCAGACGCGCUCGCCGACGCUCGCGAAGGCAUACCUUUAAAAACACUGAUAUUACAAUGUGCAGAUCAAAUUGAUAUACUGUGUCUUCAAUAUACUAGAAUGAGAGUUCCAAGAAAUCUCGAGGUCUUGAAAAUGGGCGCUAUCAGCUAUCUGGAUGCACUUAAGCUGCAGGAAAAGCUGGCCUCCAAUAGAAAAAUUCAUAAGAUUCCAGAUACUCUCCUGUCCUUGCAACAUCCACCUACGUACACCCUUGGCAAACGGCGAACUGAUCACAAUCUAUUGAUUCCCGAGUCUGAACUUAAAAGAAUAGGAGCUGAACUGCACUACACACAAAGAGGAGGAGACAUUACAUUUCAUGGUCCACAUCAAGCCAUCUUAUAUCCCAUUAUUUCUCUUCGGGAUAUCGGGCUUGGUGCUCGUAAAUACGUGGAGAAUCUUGAGUCCACCAUGAUUGAAUUGGCGUCUUUGUAUGGUGUGAAAGCUUGUCCCGGAAAAAAAUGUGAAACGGGGGUUUGGGUUGGAGACAGAAAAAUUGGUGCAAUUGGUGUACGGAUUUCAUAUGGAAUCACUUCUCAUGGAUUGGCAUUUAACAUUGAUCCAGAUUUGGACUAUUUUAAGCAUAUCGUACCUUGUGGCAUUGCAGAUAAAGAAGUUACAUCAUUGAGAAGAGAGACAGACUUGGUGCUUCCUACAGAAGAAGUAAUUCAGGACCAGUUGAUUUCUUGUUUUGCUAGACAAUUUGGUUAUAGUAAUCUUGUAUGGAAGGAUGCUGCUUCAAUAUUGUCAGACAAUGGGGAAACCGAAGGAGAUAACUAUUGUAUGCCAAAUGAAUAAACGAUGUAAGCCUUAUGCUCUUUCAUUCAUUUUAUUUGUCAAAAUAAUUGAUGGAAAUUGCUGAAUUUGUAUAUCUUGUAUGAUAAGUAAUGUAAUGUGGAAAACUGGUGA
Messenger RNA from Prunus avium (sweet cherry), 1127 nucleotides. RefSeq names its product lipoyltransferase 2 (gene LIP2). Gene Ontology annotation, molecular function: lipoyl(octanoyl) transferase activity. The record is from RefSeq and is a predicted model, not a curated record. Gene Ontology annotation, biological process: protein lipoylation. Lineage: Eukaryota; Viridiplantae; Streptophyta; Magnoliopsida; Rosales; Rosaceae.